AUGGAUGCACUGUGUCUUAGCAUCCGGAGUUGUCCAGGAAAUGCAACAAGUGAUUUAUCAUGGCCAGUGGUGGUGAAAUGGAAGGUAUCGGUUAUUAACGAAAAUACAGAAGAAUCCCUUGAUUUAGAAACGAUUUCUUCAACAUUCACAAAACCUACGCUAGAGACUUCUUCAAGCCAUUUCUCUCAGAAUGUACAAGUACACAUGAGUCGGGUCAAAAAUUAUAUCGUCGACAACUCCAUUAUAUUACAUUGGAUUGUCCAGUUAGUGUCACACAAUGAAACAUGUCCAGCACAGCAGGAACUAUCUAAACCCUGUGACGAAACGCAGAUGAGAGAACACAUUGCCGCGGUAGUAGGCCUCGC
Molecule: messenger RNA, 365 nt
Organism: Lymnaea stagnalis (great pond snail)
Lineage: Eukaryota; Metazoa; Mollusca; Gastropoda; Lymnaeidae
Source: the annotation of a GenBank genome assembly